Messenger RNA from Ambispora leptoticha, 2091 nucleotides. The record is from the annotation of a GenBank genome assembly. NCBI's taxonomy places the organism in Eukaryota, Fungi, Glomeromycota, Glomeromycetes, Archaeosporales, Ambisporaceae.
AUGAAGAGAAUCACUUAUCGAACAUGUCAUAGAAAAUAUUUCAAUCUUCUUUUCUUAUUAAUUACAAUUCUGUCACCAUUAUUGCCGACACAUGGCGGAAAUAGCAAUUUUGUGUAUUCUCUACAAUGGUAUAAUCCCAUUUCAUCAUAUUUUAUGAAAGAGCAACAACAGCAAAAGUCGCCUUAUGUCGAGUAUGAUGAUCACGAUUAUGAUAACGGUGGGCAUCCGAGUUCAGAGCCAGAAUUGGUAGAAGAAGGUUGGACAGAAAACCUGUUAAAAUUGUCUGAAGAAGAAAGAAUAGUGAUUGAACAUGGAUAUGGUUCGUUGGCGCAAUACGAAAAAAGUAAGGAAGAUUGUUUUAAAAGCGCGGCACGUGAAUUGAAAAAUGGGUGCAAAGAUAUUGACUUAAACGAAGAGAAUAAAAUUAAAUAUGCGGUACGAUUGACACAAUGUGAAAUCGCGACUGCAAAUCUUGCUGCUCCUAUGGAAUGUCAAAUUAACAAUAUCAACAGCUACAAUUACAAGAACGACAAAGACAACAAUUACAAUAAUGAUAUUGGAAAAUGUGUAGAGUCAUUAUCACGAAUACCGCAAUUAUGGACUUCUUAUUCCGGAUAUUUUCGUGAAGUGUUUAAUAUGUGCUUUGCUGUCCGAUAUUCAAUCGAACGAGAACAACUGGAACAACUUCACAAUAACCUUACACGAAGUCAACUCGUCAAUUUCGAUAUACUUCGUCUGCAACAACGUGAGAUGAUCCAAUGGCGAAAAGAGGAAAUGCAAAAGUUGGUUAACUUAGAAAAAGCGCAGCAUCGAAUCGUUGCUGCCGUUCGUGAAAUUGAGAGCGGCACAGGGUUCGUUACAAAUAUAAUGUCAAAGGUCAAAGAAAAUUUGACAGAAGUACAUCUUAUUGCUGAACAUAUUCAUACAAAACAACAAGAGACUAUUGAUAAAUUGAGUGAUGUUGCAAAUAUCACCGCUGAAAUUUAUGAUAAUGCGCGAAAUCAAAUUUUGGGAGUUUCUGAAUCUCUUGACACGUUUCAAGAGAGUUUUCAAGGAAUAGAAAGUAAUGCAAAGAAUUUAAAAGAAUUUCAAGAAGCUACGCAACAAAUGUUGUCUCAUCUUAAAGAAAUCACAAAGGAAUCCGCGAACAAGACGACUGAGAAUUUGAAAAUGUUUUCAAUGGAGUUAGAAAAGUUUCAAGAGACAGCCAAAAAAGUAUACGAAAAAAUCGUGAAUACUGGAGUACAGUAUUCAGGAAUUUUGCAAAGAGAAAGCACAGAAAACAAUUUACAACAAAGUCUUGGUAAACUUCAGGAAUCUCUUCGAGGCCUCGAAUUACUUCAUAUAGGAAUAAACAAAAUUGCUGCUGUCCAGCAGGAGCUUUAUAAUGACCUUUUAGAACAAAAGAAAGAACGUCAAACGCUAGAAAAGGAAUGGCAUGACUCAUUCAACGAAGUCAAAGAGAAUUUUUACGCAUUACUGCAAAUCUCUCAAUCUGAAAUUCGUCUAUUAACUGAGACAACGGCAGACGCUCGCGAAAGUCACAAAGAUAUUAUCAAUCUUGUGAGACCGUUGUCACGAUUUAUGGAUUUACUUGGAUUUUUGUCAGCUGAAAUUUCAAGUCAUGGUGUAAUUCAUGGAACCAUGAUCGCUCUAUUGUCUACCAUCAUGUUACGAAGGAUCGCGUCUUGGGUGAAUUUUGAUUAUUUUUGGAUGCCGUUUUUUGUAAAUUUUUCGAAUUUUGGAUGUUUGUUUAUAUUUGGCAAGAUUCUUGGAUGGGAACAUUCCUUGCAGAUUUGCAUGAUGACAACAAUUAUAAUCAUGUCGUUAUUACUUGUGAGCGCGUUAAUCAAGAUGAUUACGCGAUUACGACGGCGACAACAGCACGAUCUUGUUCUUGUUGGUGAUGGCGGCGGCGUUUUGAAGACAAUAAUAAUAAUGAUAUUGAAAUCUCGUAGCCACUAUCGGCAAAUAGAACAAGUGCCAACAUCAACAGGAACAGUAACUAUAACAAGACGUCGUUCUCGUCGACGAUUGGGUGAUGCAUAUUUCGCAAACUCUUUGGUUGUUAGAAAAGUUAAUGGACAAUAA